Rotaria socialis is the source of this 1317-nucleotide messenger RNA. Lineage: Eukaryota; Metazoa; Rotifera; Eurotatoria; Philodinida; Philodinidae. The record is from the annotation of a GenBank genome assembly.
AUGGUAGUACACGGUGGAUUUUUUUAUACACUGGAACGGACAACAACAACAAAAUGCAUUUUUCGAUGUCGAAACCGUGAUUGCAAAGCACGAUGUCACACAAGUCUUUCUAUGGAUUCAUUUCUCUCUGAGCCAACAGUACAUUCUCAUGCACCAGAUCCAGAAUGUAUUCCAGCAUUUGAACUAAAGAGUCAAAUAAAAAUUAAAGCAAUGGCAUCCAACGAAGCUUCAAGUUCUAUUUUACAUUCUGAAUUACGGCUUAUGCCUUUAACUGCAGUUGGUAGUUUACCAAAGUCUGAUUCAUUAAUGAGAACUAUUCGACGGCAACGCUCGACACCGUGUUUAGAUCCAAGUAGUCGCUUACCUGACCAUUUAAGAAAAACAGAUCGUGGAGAAGAAUUUAUAUUGUUUGAAGAUGACGAAAUGAUUAUUUUUACGACGAAAACAAAUUUAUCCUUAUUGAAAAGUUGCAAGCAUUGGUUUGUUGAUGGCACAUUUAAGGUGUGUCCAGAAGAAUUUUAUCAACUGUUUACAUUGCAUGCAUUGUUGAAAUCAGUCAUCGUUCCACUUGUUUAUGGUUUAUUAAUCGGGAAAAAAGCAUCUGAUUAUAAAAAAAAUUUUCAGAAAAUAUUGGAUGAAGAUGAUUUUGAACCUGAAUCAAUACUUAGUGAUUUUGAAUCAGGCACUAUCAAAACAAUUAAAGAAGUUUUUCCUAAUGCUGUACACAGAGGUUGCCUUUUCCAUUUCGGACAGUGUGUUUGGCGACAUAUCCAAGACAAUGGAUUGUCCAAGAAAUACCAGGAAGAUGAAUACUUCCGCUUGAAUGUCAGGAAGUUGCUUUCUUUACCUUUCGUUCCAACUGACAACGUUGCUGAAGCAUUUGAUAUUGUUGCUGAUGAUUUCGAAGACGAUGCGGAUAACAUCGUUGAAUACUUUGAAAAAACUUGGAUCGGACAAAGGAAAAAACGAGGAACUGGCAGAAAGAAGCCAAUAUUUAAUUAUGAGCUAUGGAAUGUAUACGAACGUGUCAUUAACAACCUUCCUCGAUCUAACAAUUCAGUCGAAGCGUGGCAUUGCGCAUUCGCUAAUCGUGUAUCGAUGGCUCAUCCUUCAACUGCAAAACUUGCUGAUAAAAUUCGUCGAGAGCAGUCAAAGUUUGAAAUUGAUAUUCAACAAAUGCUUCAAGGGCAUCAACCACAACUCAAAAAAUUAGUUUAUCGAAAACUUAAUGAAAGAAUGAUACGUGUAGUUAAUAUGUACAAUAAAAAUGAACUUAACCAAUAUUUAAACAAUAUUAGUGCCAAUAUAAUAAUUUGA